UUGGCACCGGAUUCACCCUCUCGCAAUGAAUUUCUGGAUUAUGGGGACGUCGUUAUGCCACGCAGGGUGAACUACAGACGCUUUCCAAGAUUAAAUCAGCCGAGCUAGAAACAAGGAGCUUGUCAAAAAAUGUGCAUGAAAUCAGAUAUUUUUCAGAUGCUGCCGCACAUCUUCGGAAUUUCGCCUGUAAAUACCUUUGGGAUGUUUAUCUUGAUGCAUUUGUGGUUUUAGUGCGCGCAAUGUGCAGUAGGUUUUUUUGUGUGCUGUUCAGAGUUGGCAUAGCCCACAGGCAUCACCUUCAUAAUAAUCCUCAUUUUAAUAUCAGAAAUCGGCAUCAUUAAUGUGCAGCGUGGUGUAGUUGUAACCAUACAGAACCCGUUUUGUGUCGUUAUUCUCUGUAGAGUGUUUUAAAUGUAAAUAUAAGUGGCAGAUGAUGAACUAAUUGGCUCUGUGGAUCGUUAGACCGACGGCACUAACAGGAGUUCAUAUUAUUCCCAGAUAAUAAAGCGACGCAGGGGCUGUUUGAAGUCACAUGUGCCCAGAACAAACAAUUAAGAUGACAAAACCCGUCCUCAGAGGAGAUUCUCCAUAUUACCGAAGAAACUGCAUUGGGAUCACAUCUCAGUUCCUGGAUCGUAAUAGAGUUGGAGGACAGGGAACAGAGGAAGAAGAGAGGGAGGAAAAGCAGAGGAGAGCUACUGAGCUGCACAACAGAGCCACUGCUCAUAGGCAAGCUUUGGCUUCAGUGAUGGACUGAGCUGAAGGUGAAGGGAUCCUUGUGACAGCUUCACGUUUUCCUUCACACUUGACAAAGGCAUGUAUGGACACACUGCAGCAUAGGUGAGAAGCAAGAGGAGCUGCCCGCUUUGAACACAACAAAUUGGCCUAAUGAUUGAAACACAACUAUCUCUCGAAGAGGACAACACUGGCCUUUUAUUUGGAAACCGUCUCUCAGGUCUGCACAAACUGAUUCUACCUUUGACCCAAAAAUCAAGUAAACCUGGAACCUCAGCCCCUUCCCAAGUGCCCUGGACACCCACGGGAUACAGUCUGUAACCACAGAUGUAACUAAGCUCUCAAGAUUUCGUCACCAGGAAGUCCUGUGUUUUUGGUGAUCAUGCCGAAAUCAUCAAUGCCGAAAACUAAAAAAAAAAACCCAAAACUUGUGUCUGUGCCAUAUAGCUGCAUGGACACAUCUUCAAAGACGUGGCUGCCGCAUCAGAGUCAGUUUGGGUUGGUUGGCCAAGCGGAGGUUUGCUGUGGCGGACCUGGAGUUUUAACCCCAAACCAAUCUCGCAGGGCAAGUUUUGCCUCUGCAAGACAGUCAAGCAUGGAAACCCCUCCCAAUGCCACCCCACAGCCCUUCAGACAGCCGAGUUUUCUCAAUCGAAGGUUGAAGGGUUCCAUCAAGAGGGCCAAAAGUCAGCCCAAACUGGACCGGACCAGCAGCUUCAGACAAAUGAUUUUGCCCCGGUUUCGUAGUGCUGACCAAGAAAGGACUCGCUUGAUGCAAAGCUUCAAAGAAUCCCACUCCCAUGAGUCCCUACUUUCUCCUAGCAGUGCUGCGGAGGCUUUGGACCUAGUUUUGGAUGAAGAGGCCAUAAUCAAACCUGUCCACUCGAGCAUUUUAGGACAAGAGUACUGCUUUGAGGUGACCACCAGUUCAGGGACAAAAUGUUUUGCCUGCCGAUCAGCUUCAGAGAGGGACAAGUGGAUUGAGAAUCUGCAACGGGCUGUCAAACCUAACAAGGACAACAGUAGACGGGUGGACAAUGUUCUCAAGUUGUGGAUUAUUGAAGCUCGAGACCUUCCAGCUAAGAAACGCUACUAUUGUGAGCUGUGUCUGGAUGACAUGCUGUACGCACGCACCACCAGCAAACCCCGGACCGACACCGUCUUCUGGGGAGAGCAUUUUGAAUUUAACAAUUUGCCUACCAUUCGUAGCCUUCGCUUGCACCUCUACAAGGAAACGGACAAAAAAAGACGCAAGGAAAAAAGCACAUACCUUGGCCUUGUCAGCAUCCCCAUCUCCAGCAUCACUGGCCGGCAGUUUGUGGAGCAGUGGUAUCCGGUGAUACAGUCCAGUGUAUUGGCCAAAAGUGGUGGUGUUGGAAGUGGCAAAGUCAUUAACGCCUCGCUGCGUGUUAAGUCUCGCUACCAGACAAUGAACAUCCUCCCAAUGGAGCUGUACAAGGAAUUUGCCGAGUACAUUACCAACAACUACCGAACACUGUGUGCAGUUCUGGAGCCGCUUUUGAGUGUGAAGAGCAAAGAGGAGGUGGCAUUUGCUCUGGUGCACAUCCUUCAAAGCACAGGGAAGACAAAGGAGUUCCUGUCUGACAUGGCGAUGUGUGAGGUGGAUCGAUUCAUGGACCGUGAGCACUUGAUCUUUCGGGAGAACACGCUCGCUACUAAGGCUGUGGAAGAGUACCUCAAACUGAUAGGUCACAGAUACCUCAAGGAUGCUAUAGGUGACUUCAUUCGAGCCUUAUACGAGUCUGAGGAGAACUGUGAGGUGGACCCUAUGCGUAUCCCGCCGUCAGUCCUCGCUGACCACCAAGCCAACCUUCGCAUGUGCUGUGAGCUGUUACUCUGCAAGAUUAUCAACUCUCUCUGCAUAUUUCCCCGGGAGCUGAAGGAAGUUUUUGCCUCAUGGAGGGCCAGAUGUGCUGAGCGUGGAAGAGAGGAUCUCGCUGACAGCCUCAUCAGCUCCUCCCUGUUCCUUCGCUUCAUGUGCCCAGCCAUCAUGUCCCCCUCCCUGUUCAACCUAAUGCAGGAGUACCCCGCUGAACGCACGUCCCGCACACUCACACUCAUAGCCAAAGUGAUGCAGAACUUGGCCAGCCUCAGCAAAUUUGGACCCAAGGAGGAAUAUAUGUAUUUCAUGAAUGAGUUCCUGGAGAUGGAGUGGGGCUCCAUGCAGCAGUUCCUUUAUGAGAUUUCCAACAUGGACACAGGAGGAAACGCUGGAGGGUUUGAGGGCUACAUUGACCUCGGCAGAGAACUGUCCAUGCUCCACAGCUUACUGUGGGAAGUCAUGGGCCAGCUCAGCAAGGAUGCAAUUCUCAAACUCGGACCCUUACCACGGCUGCUGAAUGACAUCAGUGUUGCCUUGAGGAACCCGCAGCUCCACAUGCCUACAAAUCAUCAGCCAGAUCGGCCGAAGGACAGACUCUUCUCUCGACCGUCUUUCAAUCGUCUCAUGUCCUCCGACUUCCAAAGCCUCAUGAUGCGUGACUUAAACAGUUCAAUAGACAUCUCUCGCCUGCCGUCCCCUACGACUGGAGUAUCAGCUGUGGAAUCCCUCUCAUCCAAUCUGAACAUGAGGCGUCACGCAGAACGAGACCUCCGCUCGUCCAGGGAGGUUUUCUAUGUGACCCGUCCACCGCUGGCUCGAUCCAGCCCCGCAUACUGCACAAGCAGCUCGGACAUUACUGAGCCAGAUCCGAAGGUCCACAGUGUGAAUAAAAGUGUGUCUAUGAUGGAUCUUCAGGACUCCCGUAUGAACAGCAUUUCCAACCUAAACUCUGUGGGAGACAUGCUCACUUCCUCUCAAGCCUCCAUCGCCGGCCUCGGCCACAGCUUCGGGAACCUCGGCGGUCCUCUUCGUAUGGGAGGGCAUAUGCCGACGGGCUCAGCGGGCUCUGGUUUGAGGCUGAGCCAGAUGGGCCACAUAGGGGGGCCCACUGAAUCCAUCUCUCAACAGCAACAACAGGCAGCAGCGGCCAUGCACUUCCCCCUGUCUUUCCAGAACCCGCUAUUCCAUCUGGCCGCCCAGAACUCCCCAGCUCAGCCUCAGCCACCUCCCCCUCCUCUCCUCCUCGCCCCCGAGCCUGAGAAUGGCCACCACGACUACGCGCCCGCCUUUGGCAACAGUGCUUUCUCCCGCAGCGAGGACUUGUCCGCCCUGCGGUCACAGAGCAGUCUGGUGCAGCCGAGCAUUGUCCACUCACACAGUUACAGUGAUGAUUUCACCCGACAGAAUCAGAACAACGACUACGCCUGGCACCAGCUGUCACUUCAAGUCCAGGAGUCUCUACAGCAGCAGCACCUGAUGGGAGUCGCAUCUCAAACACCCACUGGGACAGGCACUCCCGCCUCUUUGGCUACACCUCCCACUACAGUUCAUCCCGUUCGCCAGUCGUCCAUCGCCCCGCCACAACACCUCAAGUCCCAAAGGUCCAUUAAUACUCCAGCUACUGCCACGCCUCCCAAGGUUCGCCCACAGAGCAGGAACCUCCUCCUCGAUUCUUCCGACAAAAGUUUCGGUGGCAGUCAGCCAAAACCACGCCAAGCUCAGCAGCUGCCACAACAGCAACAACAGCAGCAGCAACAGCAGACGCAGCAGCAGCAACAGGAAACACAGCUGUCAGUGACAGACAGUCCAGCUCCAGGGCUCCCGUACCAGACGAGCUCCUCCAAAGAGAACCAGGGCCCGCCAGCAGCGGCAGAGGAGUCAACAGACACACCAACAAAAAGCACCAAGAAGCCUCAACAGUCACAACUGCAGCCUCCACAGCAGCAUCUGCUCAAGCCAGUUGUCAAUAAACAGGGUUCUCAGUCGACCUUGAACACCCCGGCCCUCAAUGAGCGGACAGUCGCCUGGGUGUCCAACAUGCCACAUCUCUCUGCUGACAUCGAGAGCCUGCGGCCGGACCGUGAGGGUCAGCUGAAAGAGUACUCCAAGAGCAUGGAUGAGUCACGCUUAGAGAGGGUAAGAGAGUAUGAAGAAGAGAUACAUUCCUUGAAAGAACGCCUGAAGAUGUCUCAUCGCAAGCUCGAAGAGUAUGAGCAGAGACUUCUGACGCAGGAACAGCAGACAAACAAGAUCCUGCAGCAGUAUCAGAACCGCCUAGAGGACAGUGAACGCCGCCUAAAGCAGCAACAAAUGGAGAAGGACUCCCAAAUCAAAGGCAUCAUCAGCAGACUCAUGGCUGUGGAAGAUGAGCUGAGAGGGGGUGCCAUUCCUGAUAUUAAGCCUCGAAUCCUCACAGACCAGGUUUGUGCCUGUGUCUACAUCUUUUAUCAUCCCUAUUCGCUAAGCCAGUCAUGUCCUAAAACAGUUUGCAUCAUUCUUACAUCACAUCCAGAGCAUUUGCCAAAGCCAGUUCAGGGGAAAAGCUUGCCGCUGUCAUGCGCUUUCACCUGUUCCCAUCUUUUUGAAAGUACGUUUAUGUCACAUCUGAAAUCACUUUUCACCAUUUUACUGCAGACGUUUUAG
Toxotes jaculatrix (banded archerfish) is the source of this 5221-nucleotide messenger RNA. RefSeq names its product ras/Rap GTPase-activating protein SynGAP-like. Bases 1118 to 5221 code for a protein of 1367 amino acids. The record is from RefSeq and is a predicted model, not a curated record. NCBI's taxonomy places the organism in Eukaryota, Metazoa, Chordata, Actinopteri, Toxotidae. Gene Ontology annotation, biological process: regulation of GTPase activity. The transcript is spliced from 19 exons.